CUGUGAAGGCUUUGACAAUUACCAAUAGUGUCCACUGUCUUUAACAUUGUAACAAAAUAUUUGUAAAGGUUGACCCAGAAUAGCAACUAUUCGAAGUUUUGGAACAUGCGGUCGUACUCUAUACGAUCGCAGAUGUCAGAAUUUAAAAGGUAACCUUCCGAUGGGUUUUGUAUAUUCAGUAUGUGAGGUGGAAUUAGCUCAAAUUAUGUGUACACAGUGUAUGAACAAUGGGAUAAUUUCGAGAAGAAAUGUCGACUUGGAAAUGUCGAUAGUUAUGGUUGCUAUUGGGUGUUUUUAAACGCAAAACCAUGUUUUUGAUUAUCGUUCACACAGAUGGAUGCGCCGAUUUGAUUAAAAUAGCAGAUCGAUGGUGUGAUUUACAUAUUGAUUUUGAAAUUGGCUUUGCCAUUAAUGACUCAGUCGAGUGAGUGUAAUGUUAUAAAUCCUUGAUUGACCCACACGACCGAGUCUGAUGAGGCGCAUUGCUCUGGUGUUAUAGUGCUUCACCAAUCUGCCUACUCCACUCACUUAAUGAGUGGUGUGUAUAAAAGCUAUAUCCAAUCUCAUGUUAAACACUCAGUCACAUUCUACUCAUUAUCUGGAAUUUGAUGUUCCAAGUUUCGAUGAAUUGAAUUACUUUGAUGUAUGGGACAGCGUGUUGGAAUUUACACCAUACAAAACUAUAUAAAACUUUACCAUCGUGUACCAGUGGGCCAUAAGAUGUCCACUAAUUUUUCCUCAUCGGAUGAUGCUGCGUCCACACCGCUGCCCACCCUCAUCCCAGUGCUGUUCGCCCGGGAGCAACCGCUCCGCUACGCGGCACCGAGUGUCAUGGUGCUCACGCUCCUCAUCGGCGUUGUCGGUAACGCCUGCCUACUUUUGGUCAAUCUCCGGGCAAAGAGGAGCAAGUCAUGCAACGUGUUGGACGUCCCCCUGACCACCCUAGCGAUUGUAGACCUAGUUCUGCUUGUCGUCACCGGACCGUUUUUUGCUGUCGAGUUCGUUCUUGAGGACUGGCCGUUCGGGGAUGCCGCAUGCCGGCUGCUGCUCCCAGUGAAUCACCUCACGGAGACGGUCGGUGCGUACACUGUCGGCUUACUCGCUCUUGAUGAGUGCCUUGUCAUUGCUCUACCGAACUCUUAUGCCCGCCGUCGUGACCUAAAGGCGGCAGUUGCUUCAAACCUAGCUGUAUGCUUAAUCUCGUUUCUCCUCACGAUUCCAGCUUAUAUCUUCACCACAAACCAUCAAACAAUGUACCGGGCAUCGUUCUGCACAAUGCAUAUGCCUGGUGUUGCCCACGGCAUCCAGUUGUAUGCUUUUGUGAUAUGUUUCUGCAUCCCACAAUGCAUAACUCUUUCUUGCCUGUUGUGGAUCUUCUACAAGUCCAACGGUAACUUAUGGCGUCCCGCGAACGACGAGAGCCAGCCCAGGAGCAAGCAGACGCGAUCGAUGGUCCUGCUCAUUGCGUCUCUAAGCGGCGCUCAAAUUCUGCUCUGGCUGCCGUACCACAUAGUCUCGUUCCUCCGCUCCGGUAUCUUUUCACCAGCUAUAACCCGUCAAGAUGUCCACUCUUAUACAGCCAUAGCAUGCUACGCCUACGCCUACUCAGCAAUCAAACCAAUGUUGUACAUUUUCCUUAAUGAGGAUAUCCGUAACCGUUUCGUAGGAGCGAUUCCCCUGGGGUGGGGGAAGGGAAUCCAGGGAAUACGCCACGGGGCUCGGGAGCCUAACUCCCCCGUACAUUUUCAGUUUGACACGGCAAGUGGAAGUGGCAGAGUACCAUCAAUGAGUUCUCUUCGUACCAUCCCUGGCUAUCCAAAUGUGGGGAUCAACGGUGAGGCUGAGGGUGUAAUGGACUGUCCAGAUCGGAGUUGGCGCUUGUAAAUUUAUUUAACCAUACACACAGUAAGAUUUUCGCGUGCAAAAAAGACCUUUCUAUUGCAUCAGCACAGCCCGAGUUUUUGCCAACCGAUGUUGGGAAAACUAUGGGAAGCCAUUAAUGCAAAAAUAACAAGUGAUAGCUACUGUUUGUGACAAUGUUACAAUCUUUAAACAUUGUGUUGAAUUUGAUGGAAACAAAGCAAACAAUCACGGGAGGUUUUACAUGGAAUUGAAAGUUUGCAGUAAAUAUUGAAUUUGUUAAACAAAAUCAGUUGGCACGAUCUAGUGUUUUGCCAUUAUUCGGCCGUCCAUACCAACCCGCUUGGUUUGUUUAUCAUCAAUGGAAAGGUCUAUUAUUUUGUGGAAUAAGUGCGUCUUGAAUUGCAUUGGUUAUGACAACUGUGUCGGUUUUUGUGAGCAGACAUUUUGAUACAGCCCUUUUGUUUGUUUCUGGUUUGCUUCUCGUCCAUUUAAUUAUUUAAUUGUUGCCAAUCAGUAACUUGAUUGUCUUUGAUUCAAAUACUUGAAUAGGAUUUGAAACUUUGGAUGGUGAAAGUAUAGCUAGUGGAGAUAGGAGGGAGCACCAUGUGAAAAUCUCUUUUAAAUAAUGUUAGCUCUGAAACGAACCGGUGGUUGUCAUGGAAGUAAUAUGGAAAUAAUUGUCAGGUUUAAUGGACUUAUGGUUUCUCCAUAACAUAAUACUCCAUGGAAAAACAAACAAAUUUCACACGUUAUUUUGUUGAUUAUGACUUGUUGACUGUUUAUUGAUUUACAUGGCAUUUUUUGCUAAAAAGAUAAUUUAUUCACAUUGUUAUAAUUAACUCCAUAAUCUAAAGCAACUAAACAAGUUUUCAUAAUUUAAAGAUGCAAAUCCCAGUUUUUCUUACCGCUUUUUUGCGAUUAAAGCAAAAACAUUGAUUUUACUGCCGGUUCGUUUUGAGGUUUGUUCGCAAUUCCUUCGUGUUAUUGAUUGUAAUUAUUAUGUAGAUGUUUUGGUUUCGAAUAAAGU
This is a messenger RNA of Asterias rubens (European starfish), 2890 nucleotides long. RefSeq names its product somatostatin receptor type 2-like. Gene Ontology annotation, molecular function: neuropeptide binding; G protein-coupled receptor activity. The record is from RefSeq and is a predicted model, not a curated record. The coding region runs from base 646 to 1884 and encodes 412 amino acids. Gene Ontology annotation, cellular component: neuron projection; membrane. Gene Ontology annotation, biological process: neuropeptide signaling pathway. The transcript has a single exon. NCBI's taxonomy places the organism in Eukaryota, Metazoa, Echinodermata, Asteroidea, Forcipulatida, Asteriidae.